GUGGGUCCUUGAAGACAUACUAGGAGAACUGGAAAAUCCAGUUGCCCAACUCCCCCUCCCCUCUCCCCCAAGCUCUUGCACCGAGGAUGGGGAGGGCAUGGGGUGUAGGGCUGGCCGGUCAGCUGGGGACCUGCCAUCUCCUCAGUGAGUUCCCGAGUAAGGCGGCCAUGAUGGGGCCUGCGCUGCCCUUCUUCCUCCUCCUGACCCUCCUUGGCGGCUCGCAUGGCACAGGGCCAAGUAUGAUUUUGCAACUGAGGCUGAAGGCGUCUUCUCCAGGAAAUUCAUCCUACGGCGCCACUUUCCUCGGAUGGCUGGAGAAGCUCUGCCUCCUCCUCCAUGUGCCCCCAGGGACCAAUGUCACUCUCCACCGGGGAGGAUCGCCACAGAGCAUCACCUGCACCGGCUGAGCAGCCACACUCCGUGCCCCUCCUGCCGGGGGCACUUAUGGGGGGGCGGGGAGUGCCAAGGGGGUGUUCCUGGCUCUCUUUCAGUAGAGACUCCCCUGUGGAGAGGCAGGGAACAGGCUGAGUGUAAAGUCAUUUCUGUGUCUGUGUGGGGCUUGGGUAGGGCAUGGAGUGGAACUCCAAGUGCGACUCUCCCCUCGGGCUGUUGCGGGGGGAGGGGACACGCUCCUGGGUGCCAGGCAUGCUGCCCCCAGGGCAGUGCUGGCUGCACCUUGCCGGGGCCGAGGGGGCAUUGCUACUUCUUCCAUUUUUCAGCUGGCACUGACUCGGGGUAACCCUUGUGCAUCCCAAUCAAACAGCGUGCUCCUUCGAGUUCUCCA
Messenger RNA from Echinops telfairi (small Madagascar hedgehog), 784 nucleotides. RefSeq names its product surfactant associated 2 (gene SFTA2). Bases 87 to 407 code for a protein of 106 amino acids. The transcript is spliced from 3 exons. The record is from RefSeq and is a predicted model, not a curated record. Lineage: Eukaryota; Metazoa; Chordata; Mammalia; Afrosoricida; Tenrecidae.